CUCUUCGCCUCACCGCCCAGGAGUGAACUCGGCAUAGGCUGUCCGUGAGUGUGCGGCCAGCGGGGCGGACGCCGAAGAGCCGAUCCGGCGGUCACACCUGAGCGCCCAACGCAACGCGGCGCGCAAGCUAGCCGGCCCCCUCUGCCGCACGGGAGCGAAACGAAUCCCGUGCAAGCACCAAGCGACGGGCGCGGAGCGGGACCUGAGAGCGCGAGGGCCUGCGGGGGCCUGCCGCACCGGCCAGUCGGCUGCCAGCGCCAUCUGCGGCCUCGGAGCUCCCGGGGGCCUUCCGGGGCUGGCCGCGCAGGGCCCCGCGGUACGGCUUGACCGGCGGCUGAGGGCCCUCCGCACUGUCCUCGGCUCCCAGCCGGGCCCCGCGGACGCCAGCGGACGGCGCGCAGGCAGCGCGCCGGGCAGCCCUCGACCCGUGGCUAUGGCGGCGGCGCGGGGGGCGCGGGGGCCGCUGCGACUCCUGUUCGAGAUGCUGCGGGGCCGGGCGGUAGGCUUCUCGGCCAAGGCUGCAGAUGUUCACUGUUUGACUGCAGAGGAGAGGAACCAAGUUAUACAUGACCUUAAAGCAGCAGGAUGGUCAGAAUUAAAUGAGAGAGAUGCCAUCUACAAAGAGUUCUCCUUCAAAAAUUUUAAUCAGCUCCAUCUCAUGCAGGCAUUUGGCUUUAUGUCCCGAGUUGCCCUGCAAGCCGAGAAGAUGAAUCACCACCCGGAAUGGUUCAAUGUGUAUAACAAGGUGCAGAUAACCCUAACCUCGCAUGACUAUGGUGGACUGACCAAGAGAGAUGUGAAACUGGCCAAGUUUAUUGAAAAAGCAGCUGCUUCUGUGUGAUUUCUUCCAAAAUGCAUGUCAAACCCUGUACACAUCUUAGUUGUCAUGUCUCGGAGCUCAUCUUUGUGUCCAUCUAUAGCUCUGAGUUCUGCAUGAAGCUCUACGUGGACCCCAUCAACUACUGGAAGGAUGGCUACAACCUGCUGGAUAUA
This is a messenger RNA of Neofelis nebulosa (Clouded leopard), 993 nucleotides long. RefSeq names its product pterin-4 alpha-carbinolamine dehydratase 2 (gene PCBD2). The transcript has 5 exons. The record is from RefSeq and is a predicted model, not a curated record. NCBI's taxonomy places the organism in Eukaryota, Metazoa, Chordata, Mammalia, Carnivora, Felidae. Gene Ontology annotation, biological process: tetrahydrobiopterin biosynthetic process. The coding region runs from base 434 to 841 and encodes 135 amino acids. Gene Ontology annotation, molecular function: 4-alpha-hydroxytetrahydrobiopterin dehydratase activity.